Molecule: messenger RNA, 1237 nt
Organism: Plasmodium cynomolgi strain B
Lineage: Eukaryota; Apicomplexa; Aconoidasida; Haemosporida; Plasmodiidae
Exons: 1
Source: RefSeq, a predicted model, not a curated record
GCGCAGAAAAGCAUCAACAAAAAAAAAAAAAAAAAAAAAACACAAAAAACACACAUUUAAAAACUUGCAAAAGAAACAAAAUGACAAAAAGGGAAAGGAAGAAAAAAUGAAAAAGCUAGACAAUUAUCUGAUUAACCAGGAAAAUGAAUUGGAUUUCCAAGAAAACUAUUCCUUGUUUAGCAAAUUUAAUGCUAAUGCGGAUGACCUUUUUUACAACCCCCAAGAUGAUAAAAUGGCAACCCACUUAAUAAGCAAAAAGGCACAAGGAAAGAAUGGUGAAAGUAAGGACACCCCGGUUAAGGACAACUUUCUCGAUUCCUUGAAUUCACUCAAAUUUAAAAUUAAACAGGAAAUUCAAGAAAACAACGAUCUGCUGUCUAUGCAAACGCGUAAGCAGCUAAGACAGAGUAGUAAAGAAAGGCUGAAAGGGAACUCCAGCUGGGGACCAAACAAAAUAACUACCCCAGGGAAUAAACCCAAAAGGGCCCUUAAAAAGACAAACGCUUCGAAUAAAAAACAGAUAGAUGAUGUAACCACCAAAAUGAAGAAAAAGAGCAACUACUGUGAAGCGGAAAAAUGUGUUAGUGCCAACUGCGGACAGACCUGUAGCACUUCCUUCUCACACCAAAUGGGAGGUAAGGACAAGGGAACAAACCCACUUCCUGUCAAUUCUGGACAAAUAAUCGAUGACGCCUUUUUCCAAAAAGAUGAAUUAUUUGCAGAAGGGGAAAGUAACACCCUAGUGUUCGGGAAAAACAAUUUUGAAAGCAUUAACAAAAUUGUUGAAGUUUCCAUGAAGGAAAACGGGCAAGGUAAAAGUGGAAGGAUGGGAGAAGCUGAAAAGGAAUUAUCAUUAUCUGCCCAAAUUUUCCAGCAAUGUCGAAACGAGCAACCUAUUUUGAACCAACUGGGGGAAUCCUGCACAGAUGAUUUUUUUAAAGAAGAUGAAAAUAACCAAGACAAUGAGGUGGCGUUAGAGCAGAAUGGCCAAAGUGACAUUCGAGGAGGCGGCGGAAGUCGUCUCCGCACAGCUAACCCAGACGGCGUUGACCACCUCACAGAAAGCGCGCAAGGGGGCAAAGUAGGCGAGAAAAAUAUAUCCACUCCAAGUGAUGCAAACCCCGAGUUGGACUUUUUCCUCAAUGGAGCGGCGCCCAUAAAGGAGGAGAACUGUUUUGAUUUGUUCUUUAACGAAUCCAUGGCAACUCCGACCAUAUUUCAGAGGAGAAGGCAUUAG